AUGGCCUUCUUUGACUUCAAGCCUCACGAGAAGCCCUAUUUUGAGGCCCAGAUUGCCUCCUUCCGUCAACACCACGACAUUGAGGUUUCGUACUUCCCCGUCAAGCUCGGGCCCAGCACGGUCUCGCUGGCUCACAAGUGCAAGAUUGUCUGCGUCUUUGUCAACGACGAUGUGAGCGCACCUGUGCUGACCACCCUGGCUGCCCAGGGCUGCCAGAUGAUUGCUCUUCGCUGCGCCGGCUUCAACAAUGUCGACCUGAAGGCCGCCGCCGCUCUGGGCAUCUCGGUUGCCCGUGUCCCGGCUUAUAGCCCCUACGCCGUCGCCGAGCACGCUGCCUCGCUGCUGAUGGCCAUCAACCGCAAGCUGCCCCAGGCCUACAACCGCUUCAAGCAAGCCAACUUUACCCUCACCAACCUCGUCGGCUUUGACCUGCACGGCAAGACCGUCGGCGUCAUCGGAACAGGCAAGAUUGGCCAGUGCUUCGUCAAGAUCAUGCUGGGCUACGGCUGCGAGGUCCUGCUGUACGACGUUUACAAGUGCAAGGAGCUCGAGGAGCUGCCCGGCUGUCGCUAUGUCGAGCUGGACGAAAUCUUCCAGAAGAGCCGCGUGAUUUCGCUGCACGUCCCGCUCCUGCCGACCACCAAGUACCUCGUCAACGCCGACACGCUCAAGAAGAUGCAGAAUGGCGUCAUCAUCAUCAACACCUCCAGAGGCGCUCUCAUCAAGACUACUGCUCUCAUCGAUGCCCUCAAGUCCGGCAAGGUCGGCGGCGCCGGCCUCGACGUCUACGAGGAGGAGCAGCAGUUCUUCUUCGAGGAUCGAUCCGGCGACAUUAUGAAGGACGAUGUCCUGGCCCGCUUGAUGACCUUCCCCAACGUCAUCGUCACUGGCCACCAGGCCUUCCUGACCGAGGAGGCGUUGAUUGCCAUCGCGAGCGUCACCCUGGGCAAUGUCGGCGAGUUCCUCGACGGCAAGAAAGGCAAGGAGCUCACCAACGCCGUCUAA
Polychytrium aggregatum is the source of this 1005-nucleotide messenger RNA. RefSeq lists its product as uncharacterized. Gene Ontology annotation, molecular function: oxidoreductase activity, acting on the CH-OH group of donors, NAD or NADP as acceptor; NAD binding. The record is from RefSeq and is a predicted model, not a curated record. The transcript has 4 exons. Bases 1 to 1005 code for a protein of 334 amino acids. Lineage: Eukaryota; Fungi; Chytridiomycota; Chytridiomycetes; Polychytriales.